This is a messenger RNA of Arachis stenosperma, 1421 nucleotides long. Its product is annotated as transcription factor MYB30-like. NCBI's taxonomy places the organism in Eukaryota, Viridiplantae, Streptophyta, Magnoliopsida, Fabales, Fabaceae. The record is from RefSeq and is a predicted model, not a curated record. Bases 165 to 1025 code for a protein of 286 amino acids. The transcript has 3 exons.
UCAUUUCAUCACAUUAAUAUCCCCAUUUUUCACAACAAAAAAAUUAUAUAUACUAUACAUAUCACAAAUACUUUGUACUAGUCUUCUUCAUUCACUACUCUCUCUUUUCAUAACUAGUACUAGUACUAGUUAGUUAACAGCAUAAGAAAUUACAAGAAGCAAAGAUGGUGAGAGCUCCUUGUUGUGAAAAGAUGGGAUUGAAGAAGGGUCCAUGGACGGCAGAGGAAGAUCAAAUCCUCAUUUCUUACAUCCAAAAACAUGGCCAUGGCAAUUGGCGUGCCCUCCCAAAGCAAGCAGGGUUGCUAAGGUGUGGAAAGAGCUGCAGAUUAAGGUGGAUAAAUUAUCUGAGGCCUGAUAUCAAGAGAGGGAAUUUCACCAUUGAAGAAGAAGAAACCAUCAUCAAGCUUCAUGAAAUGCUUGGCAACAGGUGGUCGGCAAUUGCGGCAAAAUUACCCGGAAGAACAGACAACGAAAUCAAGAAUGUGUGGCACACACAUUUGAAGAAGAGGCUCAUCAAACCAAACCAAAUGAAUUCAUCAUCAUCAGAUACCAAAAGGGUAUCUAAUAAGUCAAAGAUCAAACGUUCUGAUUCAAAUUCAAGCACCAUAACUGUUCAAUCAUCGGAACCAGCAAGUCUCAAUAGUAAUUUCCCUGAAAUGGACACAACUUCAGCAUCAUGCACCACCACUACAACAACAACCUCUAGUGAAUUCUCAUCAGCCACAAAUACUGGUGAAAGAAAGAUCAUGAACAUGAUGAACAUCAAGAAUGAGGAGCUAGAAGAUUCUUUGGAGAACAUAAUUGAUGAAAGCUUAUGGACAGAGGCAGGAAUUGAUGAUGAAACCACCAACAUGACAAUCUCAAAUAAUGAGUUGCCCUCACUUCAAUAUUAUGACCCAGUAUUUAAUAAUUCUGAGGAGAAUUUAAGCUUCCAACCAAGUACAAACUUUGAGGAUGAUGGCAUGGAUUUUUGGUAUGACAUAUUCAUUAGAACUGGGGAGUCAAUAGAAUUGCCAGAGUUCUGAAAUUUUUCUCAAAAAUUAAACCGUGCAUGCAUCUUGGAACAUGAAAUUAUUUUUAUUAGAGGAUUAGAAUACUUUGCAUUAUGAUCAUCAUAAUUGAUUUUGACCAUCAUGGUAACUUGAAUUGACCGUUGCAUGGCAUUCAAUUUGUACAUUAAUUUCUGGUGUGGUGGGGACAGUGGAUCGGAUGAGGGACCAAAAGUGAGUGAAACAAUGCACAAUGACUUGGUUUAAUGUAUACUUGGGCCCAAAAGAAUACCAAGUCUCUAACAUUUUUCAGCUUUACAGAUUUUACUAUUUUAGUCGUAUUUGAUUAGGGCUUAGACCUCUUUGAUUGUAAUACAAAUAAACGAUGAUGUACUAAAGUAUGUCAACUAAUAUAAGUAUUCAAAUUUGUUA